Artibeus jamaicensis (Jamaican fruit-eating bat) is the source of this 1155-nucleotide messenger RNA. It is a transcript of the gene SPATA31F3, whose product is annotated as SPATA31 subfamily F member 3. The transcript has 5 exons. Bases 1 to 1155 code for a protein of 384 amino acids. NCBI's taxonomy places the organism in Eukaryota, Metazoa, Chordata, Mammalia, Chiroptera, Phyllostomidae. The record is from RefSeq and is a predicted model, not a curated record.
AUGUUGAGCCCGACAUUUGUUCUGUGGGAAAUUGGAUAUCCCUUAUACACUUAUGGCUCCAUCAUCAUUAUUGCAUUAAUUAUUUGGCAAGCAAAAAAGAACCACCAAGAAUUGAAGUUGGGACCUAACAAGAGCCAUUGCCGGCAUCAACGGAGAGUCAAACAAAGGGCUAAAGAUAGAACAUCAAGAGCUCGGAGACUUUCCCGGAAAGAAGCUGAGAAGCCAUGGGAGCUCCUGUCUUUCAUGAAAAGCCAGGGCUGGUUUCCUCAGGAGGGAAGUGUGCGGAGGCUCCUGUGUGCAGACCCCUCCUGCCCCAUCUGCAAUGCUGUGGCUCUGGAGAUCAAGCAGUGGCUGGCUAGUGAGAACACCCCAGUCUCUCCUUCUUCAUCAGGGCCAUCCCAGGAUUCCUCUUGCCUAGAAAUUUUGUCCAAGUCUAGUUUGUCUCUUGAUCGGAGUCAGGGUUCCCAGCACAACAAAGAACUUUCACAUCCAUCUGCAACCCCCUCAGUGUCACAACGAAUGAAUCAGAAAUCCUUAACCCAGUCAGCUUCCCAGCCAACAGGUACAGUCAGCAUCCAAGACUACUGGGCUGACCACCAGCUAAAGCAGGGAUAUCAAGCACCAGAUGUGUCCUGGGAUGCAGAUGCUCUGUCUUCUUCAAGCCUUGAGGAGCACAGGAUUCCUGUGAACCAGCAGGACAAGAACAGCAACACCCAAUGCCUCUGGGAGAAACAAGAAGCUGCAGAUGUUGGCUUGGAAAAUAAGAGGAAGCAUGUUCCACACUGGAUUAGCCCCAAGGUGAAAGGUGAAGGGCAUAAAGAAUCCAUUCUCUCUAAGGAGGAAACACUGGUCAAAACCACGACACAAAAGGUUGAGAAGAGUCCACCCUCCACCAAAGGCCCCGUGAAACUAGCUAAGUUGGAGAAGACAACAGAGGACAAGGGCAUCACUUUCUUUGAUGCCCACCAAUGCCUAGACAAUGAAGUCCAGCAACACCAGCCCAGGCGCUCCUUGUUCCAAUGCUUUUCCCACAACAGCUCUAAGCACUGUCCUCAACAGACUGGUGCCACUCAACAAAAAACCUCAACUCUCACCUCAGCAGGAGGCGCUGGCCUAAACAAGGAGAAUACCCAUUCCAGAAAAAAGGAAUUCUGA